Molecule: messenger RNA, 1587 nt
Organism: Cebus imitator (Panamanian white-faced capuchin)
Lineage: Eukaryota; Metazoa; Chordata; Mammalia; Primates; Cebidae
Gene: KATNBL1
Product: katanin regulatory subunit B1 like 1
Exons: 11
Coding region: 179-1144 (321 amino acids)
Cellular component (GO): nucleolus
Molecular function (GO): microtubule binding
Source: RefSeq, a predicted model, not a curated record
CCAGACGGCCACAGCGCCAGCUAUCCCGGCGGGCCUCGCGCGCGGCCGCUUUUGAAUGGCCCUGAGUGGGACUCGGCCCAGAAGCCGAGGGACACUCUAGGCGGCCGGGCACGGAUGUUCAGCGCCCGGGCUGGACUGAGGCACUGCGGUACCAUGAGGCGCCGGUACUUAAGAGAUUAUGGCAUCGGAAACCCACAAUGUUAAAAAACGGAACUUUUGUAAUAAGAUUGAGGAUCAUUUCAUUGAUCUUCCUAGAAAAAAGAUCUCUAAUUUCACUAAUAAGAACAUGAAGGAGGUUAAGAAAUCUCCAAAACAGUUGGCUGCUUACAUAAAUAGAACAGUUGGACAAACUGUUAAAAGCCCAGAUAAACUUCGUAAAGUGAUCUAUCGCAGAAAGAAAGUUCAUCAUCCAUUUCCAAGUCCUUGUUACAGAAAAAAACAGUCCCCUGGAAGUGGGGGCUGUGACAUGGCAAAUAAAGAAAAUGAACUGGCUUGUGCAGGCCAUCUGCCUGAAAAAUUACACCAUGAUAGUCGAACAUAUUUGAUUAACUCCAGUGAUUCUGGUUCUUCACAGACAGAGAGCCCAUCAUCAAAAUAUAGUGGGUUUUUUUCUGAGGUUUCUCAGGACCAUGAAACAAUGGCCCAAGUUUUGUUUAGCAGAAAUUUGAGAUUGAAUGUAGCUUUAACUUUCUGGAGAAAGAGAAGUAUAAGUGAACUUGUAGCUUAUUUAUUGAGGAUAGAAGAUCUUGGUGUUGUGGUAGAUUGCCUUCCUGUGCUCACCAAUAGUUUACAGGAAGAAAAACAAUAUAUCUCACUUGGCUGCUGUGUAGACUUGUUGCCUCUAGUAAAGUCGCUACUUAAAAGCAAAUUUGAAGAAUAUGUUAUAGUUGGUUUAAACUGGCUUCAAGCAGUCAUUAAAAGGUGGUGGUCAGACCUGUCAUCCAAAACAGAAAUUAUAAAUGAUGGUAAGGGAGGGAAAAGAGAUACCCACAGUAGAAUAAGGAAUGGAGGUGUCCUGCAGGGUCCUAUUUUAAAACAACAAUUAAGUGGAUUAUGGGAACAGGAAAACCAUCUUACUUUGGUUCCAGGAUAUACUGGUAAUAUAGCUAAGGAUGUAGAUGCUUAUUUAUUACAGUUACAUUGAGAGAUUUCAUCUACUAAAAGAGCAUUUGGUUUUUCAAAAGAUCCCUGAACUAUAUGAUUUACAACAAAAAAGUCUCGUCUGAGAACUGAACUGUGGAAGAAAUCAAAAGUAUUUUUUCUUUUAAAAAGCCACAUAAUGAAACCACUAAUGAAACUCCAACAAUCUACUUCACAUUGAAGUGGAAAGCAGCUUCAGCUUCAUUGAGGUGAAAGUGCACUUUGAAGAUUGUUCACCUUUGUUGCAUUUGGGAGUUAUAUGGUUAUUUGGUAACAUUAAGAACUAAUGGAUUUUAAUGCAAUUCUGCAUAAGAAUAUAAUUUAUACUUUGUGAAAAAAUAAGACAGGACUUAUUACUAGGAACCACCAAGACCAAUCAUCGUUAACUUUUUUAAGAUUGUGUUUUAUUAAAAAAAAAAAAAAAAAAAAAAAAAAAAAAAAAAAAAA